Archocentrus centrarchus (flier cichlid) is the source of this 2659-nucleotide messenger RNA. It is a transcript of the gene dohh, whose product is annotated as deoxyhypusine hydroxylase/monooxygenase. Gene Ontology annotation, molecular function: deoxyhypusine monooxygenase activity. The record is from RefSeq and is a predicted model, not a curated record. The coding region runs from base 240 to 1157 and encodes 305 amino acids. The transcript has 6 exons. NCBI's taxonomy places the organism in Eukaryota, Metazoa, Chordata, Actinopteri, Cichliformes, Cichlidae. Gene Ontology annotation, biological process: peptidyl-hypusine biosynthetic process.
UUGCACCGCGUGAUGCUAUAUUGCUGUUGGGACUGACAGAGCUGUGUAAAACAUUGGUCGGGCAUUCUGAAGGUUGGUGUGUUUACCCAACUUUUACUCCUUUUAACCAUUGUGUACUGACAUUCGUGAAUUCUGUAUGAUGCAGCUGGCCUGGUGUUACCGGGGAUUUAUGCUUUAGCGGGAAAUCUACGCCGUAACUGGAAACCCCUUUGAACGCCACGCCGUAACCUACGACCAGCAUGGCUGCCGUCGAGAAGAUUGCAGCAGUAGGACGGGAUCUGGUGGACCCACGACAAGACCUGACCAAGCGGUUCAGAGCUUUAUUUACCCUGAGGAACCUGGGAGGUGCUGAAGCUAUAGAAUGGAUCAGCAAAGCCUUCACUGAUGACUCGGCUCUGCUGAAGCACGAGUUGGCCUACUGCCUGGGACAGAUGCAGGACAAACGGGCCAUUCCUACUUUGACUGCUAUUCUCAAAGAUACACAGCAGGAGCCAAUGGUCAGGCAUGAAGCAGGAGAAGCUCUGGGGGCAAUUGGUGAUUCUGUGGUUCUGGACCUUCUGAAAGAGUUUAGUCAGGAUCCUGUCAUUGAGGUUGCAGAGACGUGUCAGUUGGCUGUUCGAAGGCUGGAAUGGCUUCAGAGUGGAGGAGAGAAACAGCUGCAGGAUGGAAGCACAGAUAAAAACCCGUACUGCUCUGUAGACCCAGCCCCUCCAGCAGCAAAGAAGAGCGUGCCAGAGCUGCGCUCCGCACUGUUGGAUGAAAGCCUUCCACUCUUUGACCGCUACCGUGCCAUGUUUGCUCUGCGUAACCUUGGCACUGAGGAGGCUGUGUUGGCACUAGGAGAUGGCCUGCACUGCUCCAGUGCUCUGUUCCGUCAUGAGAUUGGCUAUGUCCUGGGUCAGAUGCAGCACCCGGCAGCAGUCCCAGCUCUGCGUGCAGCUUUGGAGCGUUCCAAUGAGAACCCCAUGGUCCGACACGAGGCCGCAGAGGCGCUAGGCUCUAUCGGCAGAGACGAGUGUCUGGCUGUGCUGUGUCAUUACCGUGAAGACCCAGAGCGUGUUGUCAAGGAGAGCUGUGAGGUCGCUCUUGACAUGUUGGAGUAUGAAAACAGUGACCAGUUCCAGUAUGCAGAUGGAUUGGUCAGCUUACAGGGUUAAAUGUCACGCCUGGUGAAGCAUUUAGUGUGUGUAUCAUUACAUUGCAGACCUGAAAGAGCUGCACAACUCAGUGCUACUUCAUUAAAACUGUUCCCUGGAAUGAUGCCUUGGAGUAUGAAAAAUACUCAGUACAAGAAUCAUAAACUAAUUUCUAAAAGCCCACAGAAACCAGACAGUGGGAGCGAGCUUUGUCCUUUCUUCUUCAAAGAUACCGCUGCAUUCAAAUGAACAUUAUGUAUCUGUGGAACUUUGAGUAGAUCAGGACUGAUGCUGCAGCUUACCCGUUUAUACAACCAAGAUGUAAUAGGGCUGUUCAGUUAUGGCAAAAAAAAUUAUUCCAAUUAUUUAGGUCAAUACUGAGAUGAUGCUUAUUGACAACAAUUGUGCAAAUCUUUAGAAAAACUAUGCCAGAAAAAACAUUUUUAAUGGUAAUAUUCCUUGUGCUAAUAUUUGCUCAGCUGAAAACCAGAUAAAUUUAAAAACAAAGGGUGGAACACAGAGAACAUGGGGUCAGCCGGUCUUUAGUUAGGUCCACAAAUUGGCUGUGCCAGCAGUCGCUCUUACGCCGUCAGUCAGCUGUCUUCUCUAUCAUGAAGCCUGCAGGUACAGAUGUGGUUGACAAGAUGUCCACCUGUCAGCAGGCUUGGGAGACCUGCACAGAAGCAACGGAGUGAGUGACAAAGAACUGCCCCAAUAACCAUCCAACCUCUGUUGUAUGUUGCCAGAAACAGACGGGUGAUCUGGAGAUGAAUGAGUGUACUUCAGGCAGACCAAAAGUACUUUGUUUUGCUCAAGCUGAACAAAACGGUGAAUGAGUUUGAGCUCUUAGUGGCAAAAGUACGCCACUGUAAAGAAAGGCAUCCUGGAUUUUUACACAAGCUAAAUCAACAACAUCAAUAAUGCAAAGAGCAACAGUACAAUGGUUUUAGGCCAAAAUUGUCAUGUAUUGAAAAUAUAACUUGGCAAUUGUGCAGCCGUAAGGCAAUACAUGUCUAUGAGUUUAACUAUUGUGAAAGUAUAGAUGGUCUCUGUGACUGUAUUUUAGUUUAUGGUCAGCUUUGGUUUGAAAUUUGAACCACUUGCCAACGUGAUAUUUCAGCUUGUCAGAAAGACAAGCGGAAAUAUUCAAUGUCUAAAAAAAAAUGUAAACACAGAAAGAGGCUUUUCCUCUUUCUGUGUUUACAUUUCUUACAUUUUGUUUUGGCACUGCAUGAUCGAUCAUAUGGCACUUAAAUACUACUAUAUGGACUGGUUCUAAAUACAGUAUAAGCACUGGUUGUCAUUCUAGGUGUGCUGUGAUGAGGCUUCAUUUCAAUUCAUCCCCAUUAAAGUGUCCUUUCCCAAUCUGAAGUCUGCUACACGCAGUAAUGGGGUCAGUUUCUCACACUUCUCUGGGUACGUUGUUCCUAAAUUACUGUGGAGCACAGCUUACAGUUUUUGUAUAUUUUUAUUCAUAUUCGACUGUGGACUGCGUAUAAAAUAAAAAUGAUGUAUACAUUGAA